Rhodamnia argentea is the source of this 2142-nucleotide messenger RNA. Its product is annotated as transmembrane 9 superfamily member 8. The record is from RefSeq and is a predicted model, not a curated record. Gene Ontology annotation, cellular component: membrane. The transcript is spliced from 7 exons. Lineage: Eukaryota; Viridiplantae; Streptophyta; Magnoliopsida; Myrtales; Myrtaceae. The coding region runs from base 9 to 1928 and encodes 639 amino acids. Gene Ontology annotation, biological process: protein localization to membrane.
CGCUCUCCAUGGAUUCUCUGAGGAGAUCUCUCUCGUUCCGCGCUCUAAUCCUCCUCCUCUUCCUGAUCCAUGGCGCUCGCUCCUUCUACCUCCCCGGCGUCGCUCCGGAGGACUUCGAGAAGGGACAUCCGCUGAAGGUUAAAGUGAACAAGCUGACAUCUAUUAAGACGCAGCUUCCUUAUUCCUUUUAUUCUCUACCAUUUUGCCCCCCCAAAAAGAUAUUGGACAGUGCAGAGAAUCUUGGCGAAGUACUACGUGGGGACCGUAUUGAGAACUCUCCUUAUGAGUUUAAGAUGCGGGAUCCUAAGAUGUGCAAAAUUCUCUGCCGGAUAACCCCUAAUGCAAAGGAAACAAAGGAUUUGAAAGAAAAGAUUGCUGAUGAGUAUCGGGUCAAUAUGAUUCUUGACAACCUUCCUGUUGUCGUUCCCUUACGGAGAUCAGAUCAGGACUCUACUCCUGUAUAUCAACUUGGUUUUCAUGUUGGGCUUAAAGGCCAUUAUUCUGGGAGCAAAGAGGAGAAGCAUUUCAUCCACAACCAUUUGGCAUUUACUGUCAAGUAUCACAGAGAUGCGGAGACUGACUUAGGAAGAAUUGUGGGUUUUGAGGUCAAACCAUAUAGUGUUAAGCAUGAAUAUGAAGGGACAUGGAAUGAAAAUAGUCGGCUAACGACGUGCGAUCCCCACGCGAAGCACACAGUAGUGAACUCAAACUCUCCUCAAGAGGUUGAGGAGAAAAAGGAAAUUAUAUUCACAUAUGAUGUUGAGUUCCAGGAGAGCGAUGUGAAGUGGGCUUCUCGGUGGGAUACCUAUCUUUUGAUGAGUGAUGACCAGAUUCACUGGUUUUCGAUCGUUAAUUCUCUGAUGAUUGUCCUAUUUCUCUCUGGAAUGGUGGCUAUGAUAAUGCUGCGGACACUAUACCGCGACAUUUCCAAGUACAAUGAGCUUGAGACUCAGGAAGAAGCCCAGGAAGAGACUGGAUGGAAGCUGGUCCAUGGUGAUGUUUUCAGACCCCCUUCCAACUCAGAUCUACUGUGUAUCUAUGUAGGAACGGGUGUUCAGUUUUUCGGCAUGAUUCUCGUAACGAUGAUCUUUGCCAUCCUCGGGUUCCUCUCCCCUUCAAACCGGGGUGGUCUCAUGACAGCCAUGCUCUUGCUUUGGGUAUUCAUGGGUCUCUUUGCUGGAUACGCUUCUACUCGUCUGUACAAAAUGUUCAAAGGAACUGAGUGGAAGAGAAUAGCUCUGCGGACUGCAAUUUUGUUCCCUGCAAUCGUCUUUGCCAUUUUCUUCGUCUUGAAUGCUCUUAUAUGGGGCCAGAAGUCUUCUGGGGCAGUGCCAUUUGGUACCAUGUUCGCUUUGGUAUUCUUGUGGUUUGGAAUUUCAGUCCCACUUGUUUUUGUGGGUAGCUACAUUGGAUUCAAGAAGCCGGCCAUUGAGGAUCCUGUCAAAACGAAUAAAAUUCCCAGGCAGAUUCCAGAGCAGGCUUGGUACAUGAAUCCGGCCUUCUCAAUCUUGAUUGGUGGAAUCCUUCCAUUUGGAGCUGUCUUCAUAGAACUCUUCUUCAUCCUCACUUCAAUCUGGCUGAACCAGUUCUACUACAUCUUCGGUUUCCUCUUCCUGGUCUUCAUUAUCUUGAUCGUCACUUGUGCUGAGAUUACGAUUGUGCUCUGCUACUUCCAGUUGUGCAGCGAGGACUAUCUUUGGUGGUGGAGAUCUUACCUCACAGCUGGAUCCUCGGCCUUGUACCUUUUCCUCUAUGCCACAUUUUACUUCUUCACAAAGCUCGAGAUCACGAAGCUAGUUUCUGGGGCGUUGUACUUUGGCUACAUGCUGAUCGUCUCCUAUGCAUUUUUCGUGCUGACCGGUACCAUUGGCUUCUAUGCUUGCUUUUGGUUCACGAGGCUCAUUUACUCAUCAGUGAAGAUCGACUGAUCACAAUGCAAUGAGCACGUGCUGGUUAGCUUCUUCCCUUAAAAGAAUGAAAACAUUGCGACUGUUCCGAUCUCUCAGAUUUAAAGCGUCUUCAGAUCAUUCAUAUGUAUUCUUAUGUUUUCAAUUUUGUAUGUCGGCAGAACUACGAUUUUUGUUAUAGUGAUUCCAAAAUCCUCAUGUCAAAGUGGUAUACCCUUCUGAAGCUCCUUGUCUU